AUGAUGGAAGAACCACUGUUGAACAGCAGCAUCCUUGAUCAAUUUAUUAAUAGCCAUGAGCAGUCAUAUGAAGAGUUUCUAAACACAUUCACUUAUCUUUUGAAAGAGGAAGAGAGGAAGACAAUUCAUGGAAGUAAAGCUGACUCCUUAAGGAAAAUAUUUUAUACUUCUGAGUUACCAAACAGAAAUAAACAGGAUGGCUCACCUGGAAGAAGCAAGAAAAUCGGAGUGUCUCUUCCACCACAGCUGCCAAAUGAGAAUGAGACAGUGAUGAGCAAGAACUGGAGAGCUGGUGGUCGUGACGAAAAUGAUCUCAGAUUGUCUGAAAGAGUGAAGAUUAGGUUUUCUUUGUUUUUCUUCAAAGCCUUACAUUUAGAAAAUAAAGACACAGAUUAAGAGACAUGCAGUGCAGGGUCAUUACUUCUCCCAGGAGAGGUGGAACAGACAGUGACUUACUGUACACCCUUUUUUGAUAAGCCCAUUCAAAUGAAGUCCAGGACCUUGUCAGUUCCCCAGCUGUUGGACAGCAAAACCCAGGAGCUACUAGGGGAUGAUGUUCACCCAUUCUCAGUUGAUGAAGAAUUUGAUUAUGACUGUGCGGCGCUGACCCCGAAGUUCUCUGAAGCUGAGCUCAAGGCCAUUAUUGACUUGUCUGAAGAGAAGAAAACAGGGACAGAUGUCAGUUCAGCAUGA
This is a messenger RNA of Nestor notabilis (Kea), 693 nucleotides long. It is a transcript of the gene IFTAP, whose product is annotated as chromosome unknown open reading frame, human C11orf74. The transcript has 6 exons. Gene Ontology annotation, molecular function: intraciliary transport particle A binding. The record is from RefSeq and is a predicted model, not a curated record. Gene Ontology annotation, biological process: acrosome reaction; spermatogenesis. Lineage: Eukaryota; Metazoa; Chordata; Aves; Psittaciformes; Psittacidae. Gene Ontology annotation, cellular component: 9+0 non-motile cilium; cytosol.